AACACUAGAGUUGUCUUGUGAUCUAUAUUGUGUUCUAACAAAAACCUUUGAAGUUAAUAAAACUAAGAGAAGUGUUUGUUUAUACGAUUGAUCGUUGAGUCCUAUAAAGCACAAAGUUGGAUUCAAAUCCUAACAGACACGAAGAAAGCAAAUAGUACUUUUGUCAUUGUCUGAAGACACACACGUGUACAUCACAUCACCCAUGGAAAAGGUAUCUUGGAGAAGAAGGGAAGACAGAGGAGAUAAUGCAUCAUUGAAGAAGAGAAUUAAAAGAGGAGGAGGAGAGGUGAUUGAGAUACCCAACGACGAUACGUUAGAAGAAAUAAUGGUGAGGCUUCCCGUGAAAACCCUAGUUCGAUUCCAAAUCGUGUCUAAACACUGGAGAGGUAUGAUAACAUCGAGCUCCUUCAGGGAGAAAUACCUGCUGCAUCAGAAAACGCAGGAACCCAAAUUUGUCUGUAUUUACGAAGAUGAAGACUGGAACUGCCAUAACCUUGCUGCAAAGACGAUGAGUAGGAUGGAGUGUAGUACUUGUCUAGCGGAAGAAGAAGAAUGUCAUAUUACUAUGGAUGAUAAGGAAGAGAAGUUGGUGGUAAUUUCCGAUAGUCUGGAUGGUCUUGUGUGCCUCUAUGGCUUUACGGACUUGACAAGACCAAUUAAAGUGAUAAACCCUGCCACCAGAUGGUCCCACACGCUCCCUCUUGCUCAGAUUCAGCGUUCCCACAAGAAGAAAAAGUUGUUCCCUUCUCCAGGGUUUGGAAAAGACUACGUCACAGGAGCUUACAAACUAGUCUGGUUACAUAACAUUAACGACGACAACACGGCCACCUGCGAGGUUUUUGAUUUCGGUGUCAAGCAAUGGAGGCAGGUAAGUCCACCUUGUCCUGAUCAUCAUCGGAUAGAUCAGUACCGAGAACCAAUUUUUGCAAACGGAUGGCUUUAUUGGUUUUGCCAAGACAAGACGAAAUUGGUUGCUUUUGAUCUUCACAUGGACACGUUUCGAGUCAUUCCAAAUCCAUCACCACCAUCAUCAUCGGUUGUUGAGAUGCAUAUGGGCAGCAUAGAUGAUGACCGUCGUCUUAUGUGGAUUUCAGAGAUCAAUAAAGAUGGCAUGCAACACGUUUGGAGGCUCACUAACCACAACACAGGAGGUGCAUUAUUGAAAAUGGGCAAGAUGUUCUCCUUUGAACUGAACAAGAUAUUUUGGAUAGAACCUUUCCCUCAUCCUUCUUCCCACCUCAGACUUGAGGCCCUUUCCAAGAAGGGUAACAAGGCCAUGCUCUCAAUUCCCUCUUCCCAAUUUUUCUACCUAUUUCAACACCCCACAAACCUUACUUCCAUUUCUUAUUCUCCUCCUCGUCCCACUCACAGUUUAAUCCGUUCUUAUUUCCCAAGUUUUGCCUCUCCCUUGUGAAUUAAUGCUCAAUUUAUUCUCUUCAACAAAAUGUAGUUUAUUUUUACUUACAUGUCCGAGUAAAUUUGGAAAAUCAUUGAAGCAACCGUUGUUUUUCUUUCCGGAGUUAUAAUAGUUACUUUUGAGCCAAGAAACUAACUUAUGGACUUAAAAGACGCAAAACAGAACAUUAACCCUCACUAAAGUGAACAAAACAGAGCUUAUGACCAUGUUUUCAAUAGUUACUUGUGAGCUAAGACACUAACUAUGAGCUUAAAAGAUACAAAACAGAACCACUAAAGUAAACAAAACAGAGCUUAUGACCAUGUUUUCAGUACUUACUUGCGCGCUAAGAAACUAACUUAUGAGCUUAAAAUAUAUUUACUUACUUUCUCGCUUCCUUACAAAACAUAAACAUAUAACAGUCGUUAACAUGACGGCUGCAAUCAAACUGAUGAGAAUCAAAAUGAGUCUCAUCCUCCUUGAGGAUCCAUCUCUGUUCCAC
Raphanus sativus (radish) is the source of this 1898-nucleotide messenger RNA. Its product is annotated as putative F-box protein At2g02030. The coding region runs from base 203 to 1414 and encodes 403 amino acids. The record is from RefSeq and is a predicted model, not a curated record. The transcript has a single exon. Lineage: Eukaryota; Viridiplantae; Streptophyta; Magnoliopsida; Brassicales; Brassicaceae. Gene Ontology annotation, molecular function: protein binding.